CGAGCGCUAGAUGUCGGGAAUCGCCGGUCUGCCGACGACAUCUGAACAUCGCGGAGGAAAGUUGUGUUCGCGCAGCAUUGACAACGGCAAACACCAGCAAUCGCCGCGUAACCCCCAUCUGACGCCUUGCGGAAUCUUGGACAAGCGCACACAGUCUUUCACGAUGAUCCAGCUGAAGACCCUCGUCAACUGCAUCGACAACUCGGGCGCCGCCAUAGUCGAGUGCGUCAAUGUCCUGCGAUCGAAGCGCCCGGCAAAAGUUGGCGACCGCAUUGUAGUUGUCGUCAAGAAGCAGCGCAACUUCGGCCCGGAGACCGGCAACAGCGUGUCCGUCAGCGCAGCAAACAAAGUACGGCGCGGAGACGUCCGCCACGCAGUCGUCGUGCGCACAGCGAAGAAGUGGCAGCGACCGGACGGCAGCGUGGUCAAGUUCGACGACAACGCCUGCGUGCUGAUCAACAAGGCCGGCGAGCCCAUUGGGUCGAGAGUCAGCGGUGUUGUGGCGGCAGAGCUGAGGCAGAAGCAGUGGUCGAAGAUCUUGUCGCUGGCGCCGAUGCACGUCUAAGAGGUGGAUGAUGUUUGAAGUAAAGGACAUGGGGGACUGCAUUUUCAGGAGUAUAUGGAGCCCAAGGACACUGUAAAACAUGUGUAUGCCAUUGUAUAAAUACCCACGGGUAUCAGAAGAUUAAUUCUCCGGGACUCCACGCCGCACAUAAAGGUCCAAACGCCGGCCAAAUGCCUAUCAUAAAUGCAUCGU
Macroventuria anomochaeta is the source of this 757-nucleotide messenger RNA. Its product is annotated as ribosomal protein L14. The coding region runs from base 164 to 565 and encodes 133 amino acids. Gene Ontology annotation, cellular component: mitochondrial large ribosomal subunit; ribosome. Gene Ontology annotation, molecular function: large ribosomal subunit rRNA binding; structural constituent of ribosome. NCBI's taxonomy places the organism in Eukaryota, Fungi, Ascomycota, Dothideomycetes, Pleosporales, Didymellaceae. Gene Ontology annotation, biological process: translation. The record is from RefSeq and is a predicted model, not a curated record. The transcript has 3 exons.